GUGCCCCGCGGCCGGAAGUGGCGCGGGCAAGGGAGACGUGUCGGAGCGGCGGGCCCGGAUGUGAACCGGGAUCACCGGGGGCGGGAGCGUGAGUGUGACCCGGGACACCGGGGGUGCCGGAUGAUCACGGACGUGCAGCUCGCCAUCUUCGCCAACAUGCUGGGCGUCUCGCUCUUCCUCCUCGUCGUCCUCUACCACUACGUGGCCGUCAACAACCCCAAGAAGCAGGAGUGAGGAGUCCCGGUGAAGCCCCGAUGGCAGCGCCGCCGCCGCCCGUCCCUCCCUCCCCGGGGCCGCCCCGCCACGCCUCGGCGGGGCCCCGAGAGCAGCGAGGCCGAGCUUCCAGAGCAGCUUUAACAGAAACACGAUGAUCCACCACAAAA
Messenger RNA from Poecile atricapillus (Black-capped chickadee), 383 nucleotides. It is a transcript of the gene OST4, whose product is annotated as oligosaccharyltransferase complex subunit 4, non-catalytic. Bases 121 to 234 code for a protein of 37 amino acids. Gene Ontology annotation, cellular component: oligosaccharyltransferase complex. The record is from RefSeq and is a predicted model, not a curated record. The transcript has 3 exons. Lineage: Eukaryota; Metazoa; Chordata; Aves; Passeriformes; Paridae.